This is a messenger RNA of Galleria mellonella (greater wax moth), 2467 nucleotides long. RefSeq names its product transferrin-like. The record is from RefSeq and is a predicted model, not a curated record. Gene Ontology annotation, biological process: iron ion transport. NCBI's taxonomy places the organism in Eukaryota, Metazoa, Arthropoda, Insecta, Lepidoptera, Pyralidae. Gene Ontology annotation, cellular component: plasma membrane; recycling endosome; early endosome. Bases 219 to 2402 code for a protein of 727 amino acids. The transcript is spliced from 11 exons.
UUGAGGACUUGCUCAGUUCGCGCCAGUAAAAUUGCAAAAUAGACGUUUUGUACUUAAGUUUUUUUUUUACUAUAAUUCAUUAAAACUUUAUCCAUAUAAUAUGUAAAUGACAAAAUAAUUUAAAAAAUUAUACGUAACUUUUGGCGGGAACAUUGACAGAUAUGCUGUUUUAAAAAGUUUUUUUUUUAUAUAAAUAUUUGUUUAAUAUUGUUAACAAAAUGUCAAGUGUGUCUGUGAUAAUUUUUUUGUUUUAUUGUAUUAGUGUUGUGUUUUCACAAGGAUCGGGAAACCAAGGAAAUUUACGACUAUGCAUAGUGGAGGGGCGCGGCACAUACAAGCGCGCCGCGCGGCACUGCCCCAUACUUGAUCAGGAGGACUCCAAGGUCGAGUGUGUCCUUGGUACUGAUAGGUUGGACUGCUUGCGACGUAUCAGCAAAGGCACAGUGGACUUCGGCGUCUUCAGUCCGGAAGACCUGGUUGCUGCGCAAUGGGCAGGAGUAGACGUACUGGUCACCAACGAGCUGAGGAGUAAACCGAAACCAUUCGAAAGAUCGGUAGUGGCGGUCGCGAAUCGUCGCAUUUUAUUGGACGGGAUGACGUCUCUGCAUGCUGUCAUGCAAAACGCCACCCUUUGCCACCCAGGAGUGGGUGUGGACGAUAUACGACCGAUGAGCGACACACUGUCUGGGUAUUUGGAGUCCUUGGUGUUGGAGAGAGCGUGUGAUCCGAAAUUAUCGCUCACUGAAAACCGUAUCAAGUCGCUGGCCCAGUUCUUCGGGAAGGCGUGUAAGGCUGGUCCUUGGGUGCCGGACCAAUGGCGAGAUGCUGAACUCAAGCGCCGUUAUCGGUCGCUGUGCGCGGCUUGCGGCGGCCGCUGCGACACCAACGACCCCUACUGGGGCAAUCAGGGCGCCCUCACGUGUCUGGCGGAGGUUGGAGAUGUCACGUGGGCUGAGUUGGAAGAUGUCCAGACUUAUUUUGGGCUGACCCAAAGAGAGGGGCACGCGUCAGCGGACCGCUUCGCGUACCUCUGUCGCGACGGUUCCUUCAUGGACCUCGACGGCUCAGAGCCCUGCGUCUGGUUGCACAGACCCUGGCCCGUCAUCGUUGCUAAACGGAAAUCAGCUGAAUCCGUGGCAGCUCUAGCUAGCUCCCUGAGAGCGAGUUCAGUUCUGGUGGAUCAUCAUUGGCGUGGUGCUUUGGCAGCGCUUCUCGAGAUACACCUCGGUCUGCCGGAUCCACUGCAGCCGCCAGUAACGCCUAUGGACUACCUGGCCAGAGCUAAGGGCUUCAGGGAGGCUUACAGUCAGAGCGGAUGUGAUCCACCCAGGCACAUCACCCUGUGCACAACGACGAUAUUGGAGAAGAACAAAUGCGAGUGGCUGAGCGAGGCAGGCGCGGUGUACGGCAUCGCGCCGCCCCUCCAGUGCUCCCUAGGGGGCAGCACUCGGGACUGUCUACACGCUGUCGCCAGGGGCGCGAGCGAUGUGGUGAUCACCAGCAGCGAGUGGCUUGUGGCGGCGAUGAGGGAUUACUCAGUAGCACCAGUACUUCACGAAGCCACACCAAUCGUGGAGAGAACCAGCACUGUGGUCGCCGUAGUCCGCGCCGACGCUGGCAUAACCGACAUGUCAAUGCUCAAAGGCAAAAAGGCUUCCUUCCCGAGCUACGACGGUGUCGCUUGGCACUCCGUUGUUAGAUAUUUCAUGAGAAAAGAUAACCUGACUUGCGGCGACAUGGGACAGUACUUCGCAGAAGUAUGCGCUCCUGGUAUCGAGAGCCAUAAUGUUAGCAGGAAUGUUAUAAAGAAGCUGACCAAGAGUUGUUACACUGAUGAUGGGGUUAUCAUGGCUGGAGAAUUGCCAGCGUUGAGAGCAGUUAUCGAGGGAAAGAGUGAUGUAGCGUUUAUAAGUAUGAACACUUACAAUAUGUAUACAGCUCAACAAAUUACAGAAGACUGGGCGAGUAGCCAAAAGAAAUUAGUACCAGUUUGCCCCGAGGAAAAUAAGAAAUACUGCUUCAUAAGCUGGUCGAACAUUGGCCAUAUUUUAGCAUCAAAGAAUUUAACAACGAUGAGACGCCAGGAAAUCAUAAAUGUUUUCACGAAAUUGGAUCAGUUGUUUGGCAAACACUAUCCGUUCCACAACGCCAUGUUCUCUAUGUAUGGUCCAUUCAACUUUAAAUUAAAUAUUUUGUUCCAUAAUGACACGAAAAUGUUAGCCACGGACGACAUGUUGAACACGCAUCCGUACGAUAACAUCCCUUUAAAUUUGGAACGCAGCCUUCGAAAUUCAAACAUUGACAGCUGUCGAAGUUCUGACUUCGUGGGAAGUUUUGGCGCCAAUAUGAAACCAAGUAUUUUACUUAUACUUUCUCUAGUCGUUUAUGUUAUAAGAACUUAAUGUAAUUUUAGCGCAAUUAAAGAUUUUUGUAUAUGAUUUAUUAUAAUUAUAUUGUUCAAUACCAA